AUGAACAUCGACAGUGUUCGGCGUGAGCUGGAAGCUGCGGCACGCGCCAUCCAGCAAAAGGAAUAUGGGGAGCUUCUGCAAAAAGCAGAGGCUGUGGCGGUGAGCUCGGCUGCAAAAGCUGUCCGAGAGUCAUUGCACGAGGAGAUGGCGGGCAUAACGCGUAAGAUCACAGUGAUUGGUGAUACUCUGGAUGAGCGGCUCCGAAUUAUGGAAGAGAGGCUGAAAAGCAUGGACAAGCGCCUCGGCAAGUCCAUGGAUGAGUUCCACCGCCAUGUGGAAGAUUUGGAAUAUCGGCUCGCGAACGAUGGUAGCAGGCUGGACCCAGCCGUGGCUGCCGUGAUCCCCAAGGUCGUUCAGAGUUGGGGUGAAGGUCGGUUUUCCUCCCAGAGUGACAUGGCGAAGUGGAUCGAGGGCAAGUUCGACCAUCUGGAAGCUGACCUGUCCGGAGACAUGCGAGGACUGAAGGUUGAGAUUCAAGAGCUGCUCAAGAACGCGAAUAAGAACAUGAGCCAGCGUGUCGACCAGCUCGUUGCCGAGCGUGUGGAAAGCAAGGUCACCCCAGUUGAGAACAAGCUGACAUCCAUGGAAAUGAUGCUUAGGAAUGUGCUCGCACGGCAAACUGCUUUGGAAGACAAUCCCCCUCCUCCCGUGCAGCAUGCGGAGGAGGAGGUGUAUGCAGAUCCGGAGGAAAGAGUGCCAGAAGCUGCCCCAGCAGAGGGCGACACUUUGGGCGCGUGGCUGAAGAAGCAGAUACGGGCGAUCACGGACCAGUCGGAGGCCGCAGUGCAGGACGAGCUGAGCGGUCCCGAACUCCUGUCUUGGAUGAAACACCAGGUGACAGACAUUGUCCAAGACCUCAUGCCGCCCGCGAGCCAGAAGCGCAAUUCUUUGCGCAGCAGCAUCUCGGAGGUCUCCUCCCAGGCCGAUGAGGCCAUCCCGACAGAGUCGAUGGAAAAGUUGUCGAACCUUGAGAUAAGUACCUCCAACUUGGCAGCCCGCCUUUCUGCCCUCGAAGACGCAGCGUUGCUGGGUCGUGUGGCAGCCCUCGAGGGUGCGUGUUUAGAGGAGCGCGUUGCUUUGCUCGAAACCUCGCGCCCAGUAUUCUCAGGGGCUUCGCCUCCCAUGGGCAACCUGACGGGCAACCUGGCUGGCCCCAGCCCGGCGAGCAUCAGCCAGGUGCUGUCACUGCGUGAAGAAGUCCAUCGGCUGCGCAAUCGAGUCGGCGUGCUUGAACAGCUUGUCCAAAUACCCGAUGCUCCAAUCGGGCAGACAGAGCCAAAGAGCCCUCAUGCGGAGAGUUCCCCAAAGCUGGGAUCACCUCGCAGGCUUGAUGUGGAGGAGGACGUCAAGCGCAGCCUGUCCGACUUGUGGUGCGCGGUGUCUGGCGACCAGAGAACUCUGGGCAUCCUUGCGGCUAAAAUGGAGGAUGCUGUCAGGGACUUUUCGAGACUGCAGACUCGGUUCGAGGCGGCGAUGCCUCAACUUCUGCAGUUGCUUAGCGAGCUUCUGCGACGCCACGGCGGCGGCACGGGCGAGACUGGAGAGGGAUCCGAGAUGGACGUGCUGGUGGCCAUGCAGAAGCUGCUGUUUGGCGGGGAGUCUGGGAUGCCCUUUGUGUCACCACAUGUGCUGAGAGAGACCUUCAGCGCAUUUGAAGCAGUCAUGCGCAGCGAAAUGGAAAGGCUGCGCGAUGAGGCUUUCAGGGCUUUGGCCGACAAGGCCAAAAUCGAUGACACCGAGUUCCUCGCGGAGCAGAUGCGACUGCUACAUGGACAGUUGCAGAUUCUGUGGCAGAACUUCGAGAAGCUCAUGGCAAGUGAAAAGGAGUCGAAUGCAGCGAUUUGGCGCACGCCGCUGCAUGCCAGAUGCGUUAGCUGCGAUAAGAAGGUGGACAUCAAAGGCAUGGUCCUGCUAGAUCGGGACCCAGCCUUCUUGCCCACAAACUCGCCAAGUCCAGUUCCAUACGAACGUGCUGCCUCCGCGCGGCGUGCCCGUGGGGCACGUGACCUGCCAUCUCUCAGCAGACCUGACUCCCCGCAAUGA
Molecule: messenger RNA, 2043 nt
Organism: Symbiodinium natans
Lineage: Eukaryota; Dinophyceae; Suessiales; Symbiodiniaceae
Source: the annotation of a GenBank genome assembly